GCCCAAAAAACCAAGCGGAACCACUAAAAUGGAUCAAAUCGACGCAGUUUUCAAGUCAAUCGACGAGCGUCAAGAUGAAUUUAUCGAUUUAUUGCGUGAAUCGGUUGCAAUUCAAUCGGUUUCAGCUGACCCAGCGAGGCGUGGAGAUUGUGUUCGUAUGAGUGAAUGGGCUCGCGAUCAAUUAAAAACUCUAGGAGUUGAAACUUCUUUGUGGGAGCUGGGUCAGCAGACACUUCCGUCCGGAGAGCAAUUGCCACUUCCGCCUGCAGUUUUUGGAGUUUAUGGUCGUGAUAAGUCGAAGAAGACUCUGCUGAUUUAUGGACAUUUGGACGUACAACCUGCAGAAAAAGAAGAUGGCUGGAACACAAAUCCAUUCGAAUUAACUGAAAUCGACGGAAAACUGUUCGGCCGAGGUUCAACAGACGACAAAGGACCCGUAAUUGCAUGGAUUGCAGUACUAAAAGUUCUUCAAACUCUCGGAAUUGAUCUACCAAUUAAUAUUAAAUUCGUUCUCGAAUGUAUGGAAGAAUCAAGUUCCGAAGGACUUGAUAAAGGUCUCGAAGAUAAUAUUGAUAAGAUCUCUGACGUCACUUUUUCGUGUAUUUCCGAUAAUUAUUGGUUGGGACGGAAUAAGCCGUGUCUGACGUAUGGAUUGAGAGGAAUAUGCUAUUAUUUUGUGGAAAUCUCGUGUGCUCGACAGGAUUUACACUCGGGAAUCAAUGGAGGAUCUGUGCCUGAAGCAUUGAACGAUCUAAUGUGGGUGAUGUCCCAACUGGUGACAGUUGACGGACAAAUUCUGAUCCCAGGAAUCGCGGAACUCGUCGCUCCACUGACAAAAGACGAGGAUGAAAUCUACGAGAAAAUUGAUUUCUGCGUAGAUACAUUCAAAAAUGAAACAGGAUCACAUGGACUAAUGUCUGAUAAUAAAAAGAAUCUUCUGAUGAAUCGUUGGCGUUAUCCAUCUCUCUCCCUUCACGGAGUUGAAGGAGCAUUCAGUCAACCGGGAGCCAAGACUGUAAUCCCGGCAAAAGUCGUCGGAAAAUUCUCGUUGAGAAUUGUACCACACAUGACACCAGAGGCUACUGAUAAGCUUGUCAAUAGUUAUUUGGAUUCGUUGUGGGCUAAGAGAAAGUCUCCGAAUACUUUUAAAGUGACAUCGGGACACGGUGGAAUGCCAUGGGUUGCUGAUUUUCGUGAUGCCAACUUUUCAGCUGGAUCGAGAGCUAUUGAGAGAGUGUACGGAAUGACACCAGACUUCACUCGAGAGGGUGGAAGUAUUCCAGUCACGCUGACCAUCCAGGAUCUCACUAAAAGUCCAGUUAUGCUUCUUCCAAUUGGUGCAUCCGAUGAUAUGGCUCACUCGCAAAACGAAAAAAUCAAUCGGGACAAUUUUGUGAAGGGAAUGAAAGUGCUCGCCGCCUAUUUGUUCGAGCUGGCUGCUGCCUAAAUUUUUUUUGGUGGUUUUUUUUUAUUUUUACUGAUUUUCUCUUGAUUUUCGACUUUUUUUUGUAAUUUUUUCCACUCCAAUUAUCGCCUACUAAACUGUUCUAUAAAUUGUA
Caenorhabditis elegans is the source of this 1559-nucleotide messenger RNA. It is a transcript of the gene Y71H2AM.11, whose product is annotated as Peptidase M20 dimerization domain-containing protein. The coding region runs from base 29 to 1447 and encodes 472 amino acids. The transcript is spliced from 7 exons. The record is from RefSeq and is marked reviewed. NCBI's taxonomy places the organism in Eukaryota, Metazoa, Nematoda, Chromadorea, Rhabditida, Rhabditidae. Gene Ontology annotation, molecular function: hydrolase activity; metallodipeptidase activity.